AUGGCGGCGGUGGAUCCGUCGGCGGCCAGUCAUGGCACCACGGGAUCCCUCACUCCGGCUGACACCGUCGCUCGCUCGCCCAUGACGGCUGCCUCCAGCGGAAGAAGCCGCUGCCCCGCCGCCGGCCACCUCCCAGCGCCCCGGCUUCUUCCCUCGCCGCCGGCCACCUCCCAGCGCACCGGCUUCUUCCCUUGCCGCCGGCCACCUUCCCGCGCCCGGCUUCUUCCCUCGCCGCCGGCCACCUCCCGGCGCCCCGGCUUCUUCCCUCGCCGCCGGCCACCUUCCCGCGCCCCUCCUUCUUGCCCAGCUGCCGGCCGCCUUCCCGCGCCCCGGCUUCUUGCCCCGCCGCCGGCCGCCUCCCCGCCCCCCGGCUUCUUGCCCCGCCACCGGCCGCCUCCCAGCACCCCGUCUUCUUGCCCCGCCGCCGGCCACCUCCCUGCGCUCCGGCCAACGGCUAGAUCCGGCUGCCACGUCCCUGCGGCGCCCACAGCCACGGCGCCCGGACCCCAUCUCCACCUAACCCCGGCGACCCCAACUAUGCGCUCCCAGCCCCAGCGCCACCGACCCCUGCACUACGUCGUCCCAUCUCCUCGACACCGGCGGUUGUGCCACACUGCACCGCCGUGGCCAGCUCUCCUGCAACCGGCGGCGACUCUCCCUUCCUCCAGCGCGACCAUCCGCCCCAGGUCGAGCAAGUUCAGAAAUUGCAGCGCCCUGCAGUUCGUGAGAAUUUCAAAGUUCACACUCCAUUAAGUCAGGGAGAGUCUAGUUUUGCUGCUGGAUCAUCUCAUCUCAUUCGUAUGUGUGCCGUCCUCAGUCCAACCCCAUGGCAUUAGGAUGGCCGAGUUUGUCGCGAGGAACAGUCCAUGGAUGUCGGCUUCAACUUUCCUCCGCGAAGGUCCUUUUGCUCGGUGAU
This is a messenger RNA of Triticum dicoccoides, 916 nucleotides long. Its product is annotated as vegetative cell wall protein gp1-like. The coding region runs from base 1 to 753 and encodes 250 amino acids. The transcript has 3 exons. NCBI's taxonomy places the organism in Eukaryota, Viridiplantae, Streptophyta, Magnoliopsida, Poales, Poaceae. The record is from RefSeq and is a predicted model, not a curated record.